AUGGCUGUUGAGAGUGACAGUGCAGCUGCUUCCGAAGCAAGGGCUCCCGUUGUUGAAGUCGAGGCUCAAGCUGAAGUUAAAAAGGAGCCGGUGUUGGCACCGGCUCCUUUGCCAACUAAAUCGCCAUGGAAAGCGGUAUCGGCUGACAUCCCGGUGUCUAGCAUCUCGAUGGAGUCGUUAGAAUCGGGGAAGAAGAAGAAGAAAAACAAAGCUGGCACUCCUACUAUCAGUUCUUCGACGAAGUGGGUUCCAAUGAAGGCGUCAAUCGUGGUUUCGAGCCCUAAGAAGGCGGGAAAUGGCGCCAGAAAGGGCAACAACAAAACCACCAGUGCUGCGGGCUCCAAGAAGAAGAAGCAACAGUCGCAGCAACCUGCCAGAAGACACUCACCCAGGUCGUCCGGCGGCGAUGAGGAGGCGAAAGAUGAGUCGUCGAGGCACAAGGAAGGUGAAGAGCAAAGCAUCGCAGACUCCAAGGCAGACGUUCAAAGCGAAUACUCUACGGUCGGUGAACUGCAACCGACCGCUGGGCAAGGUGGGCGUCCAGCAUAUCAAAGGAGAAAACACAACCACAGCAAUCAAUUCCAGCAUUCUGCUCAUCAGCAAAACGGGUUUCAGAGAAGAAGAUACCACAGCAAUUACAACAAUAACGACCUCUCCAGACAGCAGCGCUAUAUGCACUCGAAAGCCAUGUCCCCCUAUCAGGGACGGGUACCUCGUCCUCUGGGACACGAUCCCCAUCUAAUAAAUGGCCACAUGCAGAAAGCUCCGUAUAUGGUCCCCAUGUAUCAACAGUUCUACUCGAUGCAACCUAUUCUGAUGGCUGUCAACAGCAUUGCAAGACAGAUUGAAUAUUAUUUCAGCCCAGAAAACUUAGCUAACGACAAGUACCUAAGAUCCAAACUAUCGAAAGAGGGUUAUGCUCCACUGUCAUUGGUCGCUAGGUUUUACAGAAUUGUGAACAUGUCGUUCGGUGGGGACCCCAGCUUGAUCCUUGCCGCUUUGAGGGAGAUCGUAUUUAACCAAAACAGCACUGUCGACGUCUGCUACGGUACGAUUGAAAAUGCCGAUGACGCUGGCUCAAAACAAGAAGAUCAUGCCAUUUUGGCAAAUUAUUUUGUCCGUUCGAAACAAUGGGAAGCACUACUGCCAGAAGAAUAUUCAACUGUCAUCAAGAUAGAGAAAAUUUUGGAAAACGACGCUCUAGAUGAGUUCAUGAUCAGCGCCGCAUCCAUGCAGGAAAAAGCCCCCAUCGCUGAGCCACAGGAAUCGCUUCCAGUGGGUGCUAUACCUGAAAAGUCAGAGGAAGAAUCGGAACCAACGAGCAGUGCUGGAGAUCCCCAGGUAGAGGCUCAGUAA
This is a messenger RNA of Torulaspora globosa, 1356 nucleotides long. It is a transcript of the gene SRO9, whose product is annotated as Sro9p. Gene Ontology annotation, cellular component: cytoplasmic stress granule; cytosol. NCBI's taxonomy places the organism in Eukaryota, Fungi, Ascomycota, Saccharomycetes, Saccharomycetales, Saccharomycetaceae. Gene Ontology annotation, molecular function: RNA binding. The record is from RefSeq and is a predicted model, not a curated record. Gene Ontology annotation, biological process: positive regulation of translation. Bases 1 to 1356 code for a protein of 451 amino acids. The transcript has a single exon.